This is a messenger RNA of Peromyscus maniculatus bairdii (prairie deer mouse), 4870 nucleotides long. It is a transcript of the gene Eif1ax, whose product is annotated as eukaryotic translation initiation factor 1A X-linked. The record is from RefSeq and is a predicted model, not a curated record. Gene Ontology annotation, molecular function: translation initiation factor activity; RNA binding. Gene Ontology annotation, biological process: translational initiation. NCBI's taxonomy places the organism in Eukaryota, Metazoa, Chordata, Mammalia, Rodentia, Cricetidae.
GGAGGGCGGGGAGAAGCGCCGUCUGCAGCCGCGACGCCAUUUGCCACUGCCAAGCGUGGGCACAGGCGGCUCUCGGAAGCACCGGCGACCAACCUCUUCCGAGCACGCUUCUCGGCCUCCCGCAUAGUCUUCCUCCCGCGCGUUUCUCAGCGUCGUCCCUCGGAGUCACCGCCGCUCCUGCCGCCUUCCGGAGCACGGUCGCACACGCCGCCUGCCCGGUUUUGCCGCCAUGCCCAAGAAUAAAGGAAAAGGAGGUAAAAACAGACGCAGAGGAAAGAAUGAGAAUGAAUCUGAAAAGCGAGAGCUGGUCUUCAAAGAGGAUGGGCAAGAAUAUGCUCAGGUAAUCAAAAUGUUGGGAAACGGACGAUUAGAAGCAAUGUGUUUCGAUGGUGUAAAGAGACUAUGCCACAUCAGAGGGAAGUUGAGAAAAAAAGUUUGGAUAAAUACCUCAGACAUCAUAUUGGUGGGCCUCCGAGAUUACCAGGAUAACAAAGCCGAUGUCAUUUUAAAAUACAACGCAGAUGAAGCUAGAAGUCUCAAGGCGUAUGGCGAGCUUCCAGAGCAUGCUAAAAUCAAUGAAACUGAUACAUUUGGUCCUGGAGAUGAUGAUGAAAUUCAGUUUGAUGACAUUGGGGAUGAUGAUGAAGACAUUGAUGAUAUCUAAAGUGAACUCAACAUUUGACAUUCCAGUCCUUUUGAAGAUUGCCCUGCAAGUUUGGAAUUGAUCCUAGAUGUUAAGGAAAAGUUUUCACAACUAUGAUUGUAAUUUGUUGAGGCAGAUUUGAUUCAAUACUAAGGUCGCUUCUUUCAAAACUGAUAAUAUCUUAACUGUUAGGUUAAGCCCACUUUGUUCAUUUGAUGUAAUGAAACUCAAGAAGAUCAUGUAAGAAAAAAAAAAUACAUUACUGCCUUUCCUACUUUGACCCCUUCCAGUAAGUAAAUGGAUGUUUUGAAUAAACCAUUUGCCUUGUACUCAUUAUAAACUAUGAUUAAGCCCUCCUGUUGCAUAGCUGUUGACUGUACAGUCUUUGUGUAUAUUCCAGUUGCCCAGAGAUUUUGAUACAAAUGGAGGCAGAAAUCUGUUUUUUGGUUUGUUUUGUUAUAUUUUGAGACAGAGUCAAACUUUGUAUCUGAAGCUAGCUUGGAGUUCACUAUAGUCCUAGUGGACCUCAAACUCACUAUGAUCCUCUUUUCUCAGCCUCCUGGGUGCUGAGAUUAUAUGUAUGUACCACCACACCUGGCAGAAAUCUAUUUAAAGGCAAAAAUGAUAGGUCUGCUUUUCAUAUUUAAGUCUGUGGCUAUUUUUAUACUAGCUUUGAUAACAUAUAAGUUCUUUUCAUGAUUUUAUUUUGCAGUCAUCAACUUACUGGGGGAGGAAAGGCACUUCCAAAAUGUUUUUAGAAACUGGUUUUUAAUGCCAAUUUUGAAUUCAGGUCAGUAGUUACAGAAAUUGAACACUAGGUGGUGCUCAGUUGUCUUAACAUUGGAAAUACUAUUUUAAUUAUUGAGAUGGUUUCCUUUCACAACUAGUGUGAAGAGGAAAUUCCCAAACAAGGAAAAGAUUGUUUUACUCAUGUGUGUAGAAUAUUUUUAACAAAAAGAAAGAUUAUGUUGGGGUAUUGCUUUUUCAGGAGUCUUAUUCACAUAAGCUACAAUUGAGUGCUUUAUAAACACAUAAAAUAUAUAGGCAAGUGAAGAUUUAAGUUCAUAACAAUAUAUUAUAUGACAAAAGUAUAAAUUAAUGCUUUUUCAGGCUUACCCUGAACUGGGGGGGGGGGGAAUGAGGGAAUAACAAACUUAAGCCUGAUAGAAUGGCAUGACCUGUAACCCUGCAUUUGUGAGGUCCAGGCAGGAGGAUCAAGAGUUCAAAAACAAACUUAGUGAAAAGAUGUCUUCUCAUUUCUAAAUCUAAGACCUGUAUCUGAAAAAAAGAGCAUGCUACAGAGGCUUGUAUACUCUGACUUUACAUUUGGGACAAGUUUACUGUGUAGACAGUCUGGGGAAGACCCAAGGAGGUCCCAUUGUCUUUCUACUGGGAAUUUAGGUUUGCUCUUAUUUAGGAGUUACUACAGUUAGAGCUGGGCUAGUCAGAAUUCACUGUACACACUGAAAGCAUGCAAGUUUAAACGAGGUCCAUCAUGCACCUUGUGGACCUUGUAUUCUACUAGCAUCCAGAAAACUUUUCAUUAAUGAAAAGUAAUACACAAAGGAAUGCACCUUUACAUGCUUUCAAAAAACAAGAUCUUCUCUAAUCCCCCCCCCCCUUUUUUUUUUUUUUGAUUUUCGAGACAGGGUCUCUCUGUAUAAUAGUCUAGCUGUCCUGGAACUCACUGUGUAGACCAGGCUGACUUUGAACUCACAGAGAUCCACCUGCCUCUGCCUCCCCAGUGCUGGGAUUAAAGGUGUGCACCACCACCCUGCUCUAAUCACUUUCUUAACUAUGACUUCAUCUCAGGUUUUCCUACUUAGCUUCAAAAUCAGAGGUACCAUAACCACAGUAGGAAAGAUGAAGUGAUGCAGUCUGUUUCUUCUUCUGAGGAGUUUCUUAGUGAUUCUCUAGGCAGAAUGUAUCUGAGAACAAGGGCUUAAACUAGCCCUUGUCUUCAUCAGUAAUUAGACCUCUGGACCUUAAAAGUGUUUCACCAGCUGGAUGUGGCAUACACCUGUGAUCCCAGCACUGGAGGAUUUUUGUUGAAUAGCAACCAGGGCUACAUAAGACGCUGUCUCAAAAGCAACAAUAAAAAUGAAAAGCCAUUUUUACUGAAUUUUCAGUGUAUAUAGUUAUGCAUUAGUUUAUGAGCAGUGUUUUAACUCUACAUAGGUGAUACAGCUCAAAGGCUAAUUUUCUACUUCCUGUAACAAACAGGAUUUGGAGGAUUUUCAGAAAUUACAUAUGAACCCGUUUCCUGUACCUUCUGGUGGUUUUCUCUCUUUUCUUGCCUAAAUAGUAGCAGCAUUAAUGAGUGCUCUUGUGUCCCGGAAGAUGUGGAGUCAUUGGUUGAAAAUAGUUGAAUACAGUUGUCACCGGUAUGCAAACGCUACCUGGAAGAGUUCUUUGCCGUGUGUUUGCAAUGGGAGUUGAUUCAAUUUUAUUUCAAAUAAGGAAUGGAAGUGGUCUUCAAGGAAAUUGUUUUUUUUUAAUUUGACUUCUAUAGUACAACUCUAUAAGCAGUGCCCAGAAAGAAAAAUAAAGUGUUUGAAAUCUAAGAAUUAUGCUAUUUUGUUUUAUGGAGGGGGGGGGGUCUCAUGUACCCCACUCUGGCCUUGAAACACCAACAGUUGAGGCCAGCCUCGAACUUCCGAUCCCCUGCCUUUACCUCCCAAAUGCUGGGGUUAUAGGUGCGUACAAGCACACCCAAGUAGAAUAAAGCCUCUUCCUGCUAAGAUGGUAUAACAAGUUAAUGCUCAUCAACUUGACAGUCUCACACCAAGCUCUUGAUCUGAUCCCCAGCACCACAUAAAUGAGCCAGUUUGAUAGGGUUUGUUUUUCAUGAAGUUGAUUCCUGAUAGAGUAUGGGCAUGGUGUGUUGCUAAAGGGAGUAAGUAGCCACACCAAGCGUCUGUGUAAAAAGACUUGCCAAGAUUUAGUCGUUUGCCUGUUGAAUCUUUCUUAACCAUCUUAACUUUUAAGAGAACUACUUUUAGGAGACUACAAAGUAUUUGUGACAGGAAUUUUUAUAUUUCAUUUGGAAAAUAGCCAUUGGUUUACUCAUCCCAUGUAUGGAAUCAUAGCUAUAAAUUGUCACUUAAAAACUUUGUGACUUGUAGUGUUACUUAAUUGGUAUUGUCUUAGUAAACUUGACUGUGUUGAACAAGAUCUCUAAUAGGUAGAAACUGUCAGUGUUGACUGCAGAGUGAGUAAUCAAAUAGAUAAAAGCAUGUUUUCAAUAGCUAGAUUUCUACUCAAUUUGUAUUCUGUACAGAUUUAAUGAUGUCCAUUAUAAACUGCCUUUACCGUUAAAGUAUCAGGAUGAAGACAGUUCUGUUUGUUAACCUGCCUUUCAUAAAGAUUACAAAGAUUUGUAUUAGUGUGUGAUAUUCAUCCUGCUCAGUAAAGAUAAGUUUCAUUUACAUACUAGUAGGACUCCCAUGGAUUUUGACACACUAUAUUCAUGUUUGUGGUUUACCUUAAACCAUCAUUUUCCAUCCUUGUUCAGAAAAGAACAAAAUCUGCAUUAAGUUGUAUUACAAGUGUAAGUAAACACUAGACUGAGCAAUUAAGAGACUAGACUGGUCACCUCUACCAGUUUCUUGAGAGACAGUGUGCUAGAAAUAGAAAAGGAAGAACAUGGGUCCUGGGAUCAAUUGUCCUGUAUCCCAACCACCAGUCAGUUCUACCAACUAUCUACCACUACCUUUCCAGCUUGCCUCAGCUUCACAAGCCUGACCUGGGAUAUAGGGAGGAUAACAGCAUCUACUAUAGAAUUAGUGGAGGAUUAGUAACAGACCUUUGUAUGUGUGACACACUUGGUGUUUGCUUUUCACAUGGAAAUCCAGGACCAUGUAAGACAGAAGAUGCAUGUCUCCUGUGUUCACUGUGUACCAUAUCUUGCUUGCAGUCUUUAAUUACUGUGAUAGAAUGAACGUGUAGAAUAUAUAUUUGUAUUGUGUGGACACUGCAGUUGCUACCACACCAUCCUUAUUUAAUUCAGCAGGUGGGAGUCUCUAAGUUGCUUGCAGCUAUUUAUGGAAUUCCAACCGCUCUAUAUUUCUUCAGAGAAAGUUUAUAGUUACUAAUAAUGCUGGCUGUGGUAAUGUGUCAUUUAUGCUUUAAUGUGUCCUUUUGCUAUAGAUUCCCAUCCAUGGAACAAUGUAAAGAAAUCAGAUGCAAACUACAGCAAUCAGAAAAUAAAACACGAAAACAACCCAA